UCCGCCCGCUUCAUAUUCGUCCCAGGAGCUGCAGAAAAUAUCAUUGCGCGGGUAUUUAAGAAAAAUUAUAGCGGAUAAUUGAUUCCUCUUUGUUGCCACUGCUUCAUCUUCUCCACCGAUUUCUUCAAUCUUCAUUCGUUUCAAUGGCACUAGGGUUUCAUCUGAAUUAGAGGCACUGCUCGCUCCAAACGGAACCAUGAGUUUCUCUCUAGCAGCUCCUUCGGCUUUUCGCGGGAAUCUCCUCCCUCCUCUGUCCCACUGCACCUCUUGCUUCGAAUUUGAUCUCCGUUUUCACCGCUCCCACGGCUUUCCUCAUUCGCGUUGUCGGUUUACUUCGUUCAAGUUGUUUCGGAACCCGAGAUCGAGCCGGAGAAGAGGGAUUGCUUGUAGUGCUACUGAGCCACCAAACGGCAGCGACGAGCAGGAGAAAGAAGCAUAUAAAAAUGAAGAAACACUACCUUCGGAAGAUUCCUCUGUGCAAAGUACCUCUCCUCCUGUAGAUGGAGAACAACUAAACGAAUUUAGUGAUGCAAAUAAGGAUCAAAAUGAUGUGCAGAGUUUGGAUAGUGAUGAAGUUGCCAGUGGAUCACCUCUGCCAGGUGUGAAGCCUCAGAAAUUGGAUGAAGCAAUAAAAAUUCCCAAGGAAACAAUCGAAAUUCUAAGGAGCCAAGUUUUUGGCUUCGAUACUUUUUUUGUAACAAGCCAAGAUCCUUACGAGGGUGGAGUGCUGUUCAAAGGGAACUUGCGAGGGCAAGCUGCUAAAAGUUAUGAUAAAAUUUCUAAGAGAUUGAAAGAUAAAUUUGGAGACGAGUACAAGCUUUUUCUUUUAGUAAAUCCAGAGGAUGACAAGCCAGUGGCUGUUGUAGUUCCAAGAACAACCUUACAACCAGAGACAACUGCCGUACCUGAGUGGUUUGCUGCUGGAGCUUUUGGACUGGUUACGGUUUUUACCUUACUUAUUCGCAAUGUUCCUGCUUUGCAAUCCGAUUUAUUAUCAGCUUUCGACAAUCUGAACUUGUUAAAGGAUGGCCUACCUGGAGCCCUUGUUACUGCACUUAUUCUGGGGGUACAUGAACUUGGCCACUUUUUAGCUGCUAAAGACACUGGAGUUAAACUUGGGGUCCCGUACUUUGUUCCUAGCUGGCAGAUAGGCUCCUUUGGUGCCAUUACGAGGAUAAGAAACAUAGUACCAAAUCGCGAAGAUCUGCUCAAGGUUGCAGCUGCCGGACCAUUAGCUGGCUAUUCCUUGGGUCUUUUGCUUCUGUUUCUUGGUUUUGUCUUGCCUCCCAGUGAUGGUCUUGGUGUUGUUGUUGAUGCUUCCGUGUUUCACGAGUCGUUUCUUGCCGGUGGUAUUGCAAAGCUGCUUCUUGGCAACGUUCUCAAGGAAGGAACUGCAAUUUCUAUCAACCCUCUAGUGAUUUGGGCUUGGGCAGGACUCCUUAUCAAUGCCAUCAACAGCAUUCCUGCCGGAGAGCUUGAUGGAGGGCGAAUUUCUUUUGCUCUAUGGGGAAGAAAGGCUUCAUUACGCUUCACAGGAGUUUCAAUUGCGUUGCUAGGACUCUCGUCACUGCUUAAUGAUGUAGCUUUCUACUGGGUAGUUCUCAUUUUUUUCUUGCAAAGAGGUCCAAUUGCACCACUCUCGGAGGAAAUAACUGAUCCUGGUGAGAAAUAUGUUGCCAUUGGAAUAACAGUUUUGCUCUUAGGCUUGUUGGUAUGCCUCCCAUACCCUUUCCCAUUUACAGACGAAACCCUCACAAGUUUCUAGACAUAGUUGCCUCAUAAACUCUGGCAGUGUCCCUUUAGACUGCUAGAAAAUUUUAUAACUGAUUAGAAGGUAGGAUUUUUGGUGAAUUAUACUUUCGACGUUGGCUCAUGCCGGGUGAAUAAUCACACGUCAAAUUUUUAGGCUGCAUACAUCCUAGUUUAGUUAUUCAU
This is a messenger RNA of Vigna umbellata (rice bean), 1935 nucleotides long. It is a transcript of the gene EGY2, whose product is annotated as ethylene-dependent gravitropism-deficient and yellow-green-like 2. Lineage: Eukaryota; Viridiplantae; Streptophyta; Magnoliopsida; Fabales; Fabaceae. The record is from RefSeq and is a predicted model, not a curated record. Gene Ontology annotation, biological process: proteolysis.